This is a messenger RNA of Sphenostylis stenocarpa, 1506 nucleotides long. The record is from the annotation of a GenBank genome assembly. Lineage: Eukaryota; Viridiplantae; Streptophyta; Magnoliopsida; Fabales; Fabaceae.
AUGGGGGAACUAUGGACACAAAUGGGCUCAUUGAUGGCCACAAUCAUGUUUGUGUAUGCCAUGGUAGAGCGUUUUUUCCCGGCUGCACUUCGUGACACUCUUCAAAUCCACACUCAGAAAGUGGUGAAUUUGUUGUACCCUUAUGUGCAAAUCACCUUCCCUGAGUUCUCUGGUGAGAGGCUCAAACGUAGUGAAGCUUACACUGCCAUCCAAACUUACCUCAGUGAGAACUCUUCCCAACUAGCCAAAAGGCUAAAAGCUGAAGUGGUGAAAGAUAGCCAGAACCCUUUGGUGCUUAGCAUGGACGAUGAUGAAGAGGUCACUGAUGAGUUCCAAGGUGUGAAGAUUUGGUGGGCUGCUAGCAAAACUGCUUCUAACCCUCAUGCCUAUUCUUUCUCUUACUACUCUCCCCCGGAUGGUAAGAGGUAUUUCAAGCUAACUUUCCAUAAAAAGCAUAGGGAUCUCAUCACUGUGUCUUACAUCAAACAUGUCUUGGAAGACGGGAAGGAAAUUGCCUUGAGAAAUAGGCAAAGGAAGUUGUACACCAACAAUCCUAGCAGUGGUUGGUAUGGCUACAAACAGUCAAAGUGGAGCCACAUAGUGUUUGAGCACCCUGCAACGUUUGAGACUCUUGCAAUGGAGCAUAGAAAGAAGGAAGAGAUCAUCAACGACCUUGUUAAGUUCAGAAAUGGGAAGGAUUACUAUGCCAAGAUUGGGAAGGCUUGGAAGCGGGGCUAUUUACUCUAUGGUCCUCCUGGGACUGGUAAGUCUACCAUGAUAGCUGCAAUGGCUAAUUUCAUGAACUAUGAUGUCUAUGAUCUUGAGCUGACAGCUGUGAAGGACAACACUGAGUUGAGGAAGUUGUUAAUUGAAACUUCUAGUAAGGCUAUUAUAGUGGUGGAAGACAUUGAUUGCUCACUUGAUCUCACUGGCCAGAGGAACAUGAGGAAGGAAAAGGGUGAGGAAGAGGAGCCAAAAGAUCCUAAUAAAAAGGAAGAAGAGGAGGGUAACAAGAGUAGUAAGGUAACUCUAUCUGGGUUGUUGAAUUUCAUUGAUGGUAUUUGGUCAGCAUGUGGGGGAGAGAGGAUUAUUAUUUUCACAACCAACUUUGUGGACAAGCUUGAUCCUGCUCUUAUUAGGACAGGUAGGAUGGACAAGCACAUUGAAUUGUCCUAUUGCCGCUUUGAAGCUUUCAGGGUGCUUGCCAAGAACUACUUGGAUAUUGACUCACACCAUUUGUUUGUAAGGAUUGACAAUUUGUUGGAAGUGACCAAUGUGACUCCUGCUGAUGUUGCUGAGAAUCUCAUGCCUAAGUGUGUGAAUGAAGAUGUAGAGACUUGCUUGCUGAAUUUGAUUCAAGCUCUUGAGAAAAAGGUGGUAGAAGAAGAAGAAUCAGAUGAUUCAGAGUUGAAUGAAGAAAAGGACAAGAAGGAACAUACUCAACAGGAGAUGAAAAGUAAUAGGCACACUGUGGAAGAUGUGAAGGAAAAUGGAUUCCUCCUUUGA